Molecule: messenger RNA, 4343 nt
Organism: Ostrea edulis (European flat oyster)
Lineage: Eukaryota; Metazoa; Mollusca; Bivalvia; Ostreida; Ostreidae
Product: macrophage-expressed gene 1 protein-like
Exons: 1
Coding region: 716-2812 (698 amino acids)
Source: RefSeq, a predicted model, not a curated record
UUUUUUUUUUUUUUUAAAUAUUUACAUUCUACUUUCGCGUGUCAGAAUUCUCAAUUGUUUAAAUAGACGUCCUAUAUUUAUCUGUAUUCAUACGCGCACUGUUCACAGCUGCAGCACAUUCAUUUGGAAAUUACCACCAUUACACUGUACAAUUUGUUAAGAUAUUAAAGGCAAAACAUUUUAGGAAAUUUCAAGAUAAUAAUGAUGAGAAAUAAAACUGAGUAAAGUUUGCGGACAGACAGAAAAACAGACAAGUCACAUCCGAAAGGUUGACCCGAGCUUGUUACGACGGCGUCAAAAUUAUACGAAUACGCCGUCGUAGUUUAUAGCUCGGGUGAGCCAAAAACCACCAAGUGUAAUUUCUAAAGUGUUUAUCAAGAGAGUCAUUUCCUUAUACAAUGGGUCACAUCUCAUGACUGAUUUCAAAUAGAACGUAAGUCACGGUCUCGAGUUCUCAAGUGUAUGCAUCAGUAUGUUUUGAUCUAGCAUCUACAUAUAGGGCCUAUGUAUAUUUGAAAAUUGCAGUUCUAAAAUAAUAAUUUUCAUAACCGUUCGCAUGUGAACAAAUUAAACAGUUAUGAUUGUUUCUUCCUCGUCACUUGAAACCAAUUAAUUCGAAAAAGAGCUUUAUCUAUAAACUUCCUUGUUUGGGUAUUAUAUAUUUUAUGCAAUAGCUUAACUCUACACAUCCUCUGUUGACGUCAGGACAGGCAGGAUGUUUUUCUAUUUUGUGGCCAUUUCAUUUUAUGCCGUCCAGGCCUCGCAAAAUUACAGUUUUGGUGACCCGAGAGCCUGUACUAACGGUAAAGGAGAAUAUCCGUUCAUGUUUGAAGUCCUUCCCGGAUUCGGAUGGGACAACCUUGUGAAUGAAGAUCGUGGAAUUGUUGUGAACUUUAAUUACUCAAAAUGCAAGACAACGGAGGACAGACGGUACCUCAUUCCCGACGAAGUCGUUACCAUCCCCAUCAAAACCAGUCACAUGAACGUUUUCUCCAAGGUAAUUGAUCACUGGUCGCAGUACGAGUCUGAUACAGCAUUUUCCAUCAAUACUGGUGCCUCAGCAAACAUCAAAGGUGUAAAAAUUGCUGCCAGUCUAUCUUCCGAGUAUGAACACAUCAAAAAGCAUCAACUGGAGGAUAAAUCAUUCACAACAAAAGUCCAGGCACGAUUCGUCCGCUACACUGCCAAAGUUCUUCCGGACAUACAACUCGAUCGGUCAUUCCGCAAUCGUCUGCUUAAAAUAGCCAAUCAUAUUCAACAAAAUCGAAAACUGUCGACAAAAUACGAGAGUGAACUGCUGGUCCGUGACUUCGGCACUCACGUACUUACACGUGUCGAUGCCGGGUCGUCCAUCGUCAAAGUGGAUCAGGUCGACUCCUCUCUACUGCAAGACACCAAAACAGACAGAGUUCAGAUAGGUUUUGCCGCAAGUGUCUCUAUUCUUGGAAUUGCGAGUAUACAUAGGGAAACUAAAUUCUCUUACUCAAAAACUGCAAUUGAAAAAUACAUGAAAAACAUCAAAAACUCGGACAUCAGAGCCUACGGUGGACCGCCAAUGGAUCCGGAAAAUUUCACACUAAGCAAAUGGACAUCACAUAUUGGAAAUGAUUUGGUUGCGGUCGAUCGAAAUGGAUUUCCUCUGGAUUACGUAAUCACCACAACAGCACUUCCUGAACUGUCAGAAAGUCUGGUGGAAGAAAUCGUUCAAAAUGUUCGGAAUGCGAUUACAUCUUACUUCCUUCAUAACACAUACCCUGGGUGCACCGACCCAGAUUCGCCCAACUUCAGCAAAAUUUCAAAUCUGGAUGACGGUACGUGCAGGGCACCUCUAACGAACCUCAGCUUCGGCGGGGUGUUCCAAGAAUGCAACUUCCAGGGAGGCUUGAUCAACAACGAAAAUCUGUGCGACAAGCUGGCCACAAAGAAUCCACAAACUCAAUCCUUUACGUGUCCAGCUGGAUUUGAGAAGGUUCUUCUCUACGAAGGCACAGCACAUAAAGCUCAGCACCAGCACCAGUGUCAUAAAUGCUGGGUGUUUUUCAAAUGCUGCCACGAUAAAUCCUAUUACGGCUCUGCGGAAUAUACCUCGUACUGGUGCCGUGCGAAUCCAAACUCCCCUGUUCAGGAAAACAGUGGAUAUCUCUUUGGUGGAUUGUACUCCGACAGAACUAGUAAUUUUGUGACGCAGUCAAAAUCAUGCCCACAAUAUUUCGAUCCAAUGAUAAUUGCCUCUAACGUCCGAAUCUGUAUCAGUGACGACUACGAGCUUGGCGCCAAAUCCGCCGUGCCUUUCGGAGGUUUCUACAGUUGUCAACAGGGAAACCCUCUAGUUAGUGGAAAAUACACAAAAUCCUGUCCCAAAGGCUUCAGUAACCAUUUAGCCACCAUCGACCACAAUUGUGAAAUCCAGUAUUGUAUCCGUACCGGUCAACUGUCCGAAUUAAAAUUUCCAACCGUUCAACUUCCACCGUUUAUCGAAAUUCCAGCAGAGAGUCUGGAAGAGCCAGCAAAUUACAUUAUUUCCCACGAUUCGGAAUCAUGGCUCCAACUCAUUGAUCCCAAAAUGAAAGGAGAAACCCCUGACGAAUCCUCCUGGACGACUCUGAAUUCUGCACCAAGAGAGAUGGCUGCCUUGAUGUCAAAAUUCACAAAUAACCACGUUGUUGUGGCGAGCAGCGACUCGGGGAUGUCCAAGGGUGCCAUUGCUGGUCUGUCCGUUGGCUUGACGACUGCCGUCUGUUUAAUAAUUGGGAUAAUCGUAGCAGUUCGACGCAAUCGCAAGCAACAGAAAGCCUACGACUCAUUUGAAUGAACAGUUAACAUGAAACAGCUCAUUUUCCAUAUAAAUUACUAAUUUGAUUGUUGAACGUUCUAACACUAACAUUUCCAUUGAAGAAAAAUAACAUGCAUUUACGUGAAAAUGUUCUUCGACAUAACACUAAUUGCCAACACACAUGUAAUACACUUUGUAUGAUUGCAUAUGUAUUCAAAUAUUGGUUGUUUUCAAUUUGGUUACCGUUAUGAGCAACUUGUACCGACAAUCUGAAGAUAGAAAUUGCUGCUGGUAAGCUUUACAAAACGUCGAGGACAUUUUUACAUUUUCGCUCGUUACAUGGCACCUGAGGUUUGGACCCACGCUCUCUUCCAUUCACUCGUUAUCAAUGUGUAAAUUCAUGGAGUCUAGGUCCAUUGUAUCCAUUUCUAAAUUCCAUUUGGGUUUUUUUAUUACACCAAGUCACGCUGGUUAACUGUAUUAAAUAUCUACUUGUAUUUAACACAGUUAAACUUGUGCAAUUAAAAAUACAAAAUUGUGCUGAGAAUCAAAAAAUAAACACCAUGGACAAAAACUUCAUGAAUUUACAGGAAAUAGUCUUAUCCAUUUUGUUUUGCAUGGGGUUUAAACUUCCGGUGCUUGCGAUAUUUUUCUGCGAGUUCAUGAGCAUUCCUCAGUAGCUAUUGUCAAAUGUUACCCUGAUAUUUACUAUAUUAGUUCUAAUGUAAAAUUCUAAAUCAAACUGAGUGAAACUUGGGCUAGAGCUUACAAAAUGAGUUGUACAAAAUUUAUGGUCACUGCAUGCGUCAUAUUACAAUUUGCAGUUUCAUUGCACAAUAAAUGUAAUAACCCUUCUUUUGCACGUAACUUUAAAUUUCAUGUUUAAAAACACAUUAUUUGUAGUCAAAACCCUUCAGUGUACAAUAUAGAUACACAAAAUGUACGACUUUUCAUCAACAAACCAAACUUUUGUGAAUUUUACUGAUUUAUACCAAGAAAUAGGACUGUUCUGUGAUCAUAUAUUUUGUCACAAAUUCAAAUCACAUAUUUUGACUAUGGAUAACUCUGUUUACCUGAUCAAGACAUAGGGCUCAUGGUGGGUGUGACCGGUGAAAUGGGGAUGCUUACUCCUCCUAGGCACAUGAUCCCACCUCUGGUGUGUCCCGGGGUCAGUGUUUGCUCAACUAUCUAUAUUGUAUUGCUUAUAGGCGUUAUGAGAUUGAUUACUGUUCGUUAUCUUCAUCUUUCAAUACUAAUAAUUUGCGUAUAUAAUUUGUUUAUCAUAAAACAACAAAGUGUGUAACUUUACAAAUUUAUUUUCUGUACAGAACAUCCAUUUUUACUUCUUUGUAUUCUUGUUGUGUUUCUUGGAAAACUUCAAGUUUUUCAGAAACUUUGGGUCCACCUGAAUAUUGAGAAAAAAAAACACAAUGUAAAUAUCAUAACAUUUUUUCUUCUUUUUGGUUUUAAAAUGUAUAGAUGUGUAUAACAAGAUUUAAAAACUUAAUUUUCAGGAUUCCCCCCCCCCCCCCCCCAAAAAAUGUACAGUGAAAUAAAUUUAAAACAUGAA